Oryzias latipes (Japanese medaka) is the source of this 4138-nucleotide messenger RNA. It is a transcript of the gene vps54, whose product is annotated as VPS54 subunit of GARP complex. Gene Ontology annotation, cellular component: GARP complex. Lineage: Eukaryota; Metazoa; Chordata; Actinopteri; Beloniformes; Adrianichthyidae. Gene Ontology annotation, molecular function: syntaxin binding. The record is from RefSeq and is a predicted model, not a curated record. Gene Ontology annotation, biological process: retrograde transport, endosome to Golgi; Golgi to vacuole transport.
GUGUGAGUGCGUUGUUUUAACAGUCUGUGUGUGAAUGUGAAAGAGGAGAAGCCGCGUCGCUGUGUUCCCCCGCAUUGCAUGAUGGUCGGAGUGCCGGUGCUGACUGCACAGUGUGCCAGCUUGUUUUCCUCCCGGCUCCUGUGAAGUUUCUGGGAUGGUAAAGAAGGGAAACUCCGACUGCUGCGCUCCACACGACAGCUAGCCUCCUAGGAGGCAAGUCCCAAUGCCAUGGCCUCCAGUCACAGCUCCUCCCCAGUGCCUCGUCCCAGCAGUGAAGGUCGAGAUGGGAUUUUCCACAAGGAGCAGGGUCCCUCCGCCCCUCACAUCCGGGCCAUCCGCUCCUUGCCUGAUGUCUGCCCCAAGGAACCCACCGGUGAGGGGCGGAGCCUGUGUAACGGCCCCUCUGUGGUGGAGGAGCACGACCGGUGGACUGUGUACAGCUCGAAGGUGAACCUCCCUGCUGCUCUGAACGACCCGCGGCUUGCCAAACGGGAAUCCGACUUUUUCACCAAAACUUGGGGGCUGGACUUCACAGAGACUGAGGUGAUGCCCUCCUUCUACCUCCCCAUCAUCACCAGAGAACAGUUUGGGCCUUACCUACAGGAGAUGACCCAGAGGGAACGAGUUCAUGAACGCUGUAAGACGAUCUGCCCCAACAAAGACGACGUUGACUCCAUCUCCAGUAUCAACCAUGACAAAUCCAGAGCUGAGCUGGAACAAGUCCCAAAGAUUUUUAUGAGACCUAACUUUGCUCUGGAGGAUCCAUCAACUUUUAACGCCGUCCUUCCGUGGUCACACUUUCCCAGUGCUGGAGGAAAGAGCAGCAGAGAUGGGGCCUCCUCAAAGUUGUUGCAGGAGAAGCUGAGUCACUACCUGGAUGUCGUGGAGGUCAGCAUCGCUCGGCAGAUCUCUCUGCGCUCCGAUGCUUUUUUCCACGCCAUGUCCUCGCAGCACGAGCUGCAGGACCGCCUGAAGGAGACGCAGCAGGCAGUGGCUGUCCUUCGGAGCAAAACCGCUGCCAUGGAUCGGAUCAUGUGCAAGGGGCCUCUGCAGGCCCUCCGCACUACUCUGACCCGCAACAACUGCAUCAAGCUGCACAACAAGCUGAAGCUGAUGGCCGCAGUGCAUCAGACGCAGCCCACCGUGCAGCUGCUGCUCUCCACCUCAGAGUUUGUUGGGGCACUGGAGCUCAUCGCCACCACCAAGGAGGUGCUGCAGCAGGAGCUGCAGGGCAUCCACAGCUUCAGGCAUCUGGGUUCCCAGCUGUGUGAGCUGGAGAAGCUAAUCGAUAAAAUGAUGGUGGAGGACUUCAGCAUGUACGCCCGCAGCGACCUGAGCCGCAGUCUGAGGGAAGAGCAGCAGGUCCUGGAGAAGGUCCCCAAACCAAAUGCUGUCUCACAAAAGGAGCGUCUGGAGUCGCUGGUGUUUGGUCUGUUGCGACAAAGGAAGCUGGACUUUCUGGAUAUUUACAGUGAAGAGAUGAUCAUUGCUGCUAAAGCCAUCGUCGCACAGUGUGUGGCAGACAGUCUUGUGAACAUUGAAGAAAUUGACACUGAAGUCGUUACUAAGCUAGCCGACCAGAUGCGUCUGAUGGCGUUUCCUCAGUGGUUCGAACUGCUGAAAAACAUCUUUGACUGUUUCCUUCUCUUCCUGCAGAGAAUCAAGGCUACUUCAGAUGUGAUCAGAAAUGUGGUUCUGGAGGCUUUGGACUCAAACCAUAAGAACCGGCUCCUGGCAGAGGCCAGUUCAGCAGCAUCCAGCUGUGAGGUUUCCCAGGAUCCCCUGCUCUUAAAGGGGGAGGCUGAGCUGGCAUACCUCACCCAUGAGGGCUUAUUCAUCAGUGAUGCCCUGAGUGAAGCCCGACAGGAGCAGGCGGGUCAGGAUCAGAACUUUGCAGCUAGCGUCAGGGUCCAGCAGAGCCGAGACGAAUCUGCCGGCAGUAUCCCGGCCUGUGGGGUCACAGAGAUUUCUGUCAGCAGAGAGCAAAGCUUGAUGUCGGGUGACAGCUUGAUGCCCACAGAGGUGGAGCUGAACCGUGUGAUGAGCCACAUCCAGGAGCUGCUGCACACGGCGUCUGACAUCAGCCACGAUCGCUGCGUCAAAGUGCUCACGGCCAGAGCGCGGGACGGCUCCCUGGAGCGCCUGAGCUCGGCUGAGUUUGUGUCUCUGUCACGGACGAUUGAAGGCUUCGUCAAAGACACAGAGGAUCUCUGCGGCAGGAGGAGCGUCUCCCUGCGGGGAGCCCUGCAGAGCCAGGCCAACCGCUUCGUCCACCGCUUCCACGAAGAACGCAAAACCAAACUCGGCCUCCUUCUGGAUAACGAGCGUUGGAAGCAGGCGGAGGUCCCAACAGAGUUUCAGGAUCUGGUAAACUCCAUCGCUGAUGGCAAAAUUACACUACCAGAGCGCAAAACCUCAGGUCCAGAUGACAGGAAACCUGCUGAGUUUCUGUUAGUUAAUGGACAGAAGUACGCCGUCGUUGGAACGGUUCUGCUGCUGAUACGGAUGUUUCUGGAAUACUGCCGGUGUGUGAACGACAUCCCGUCCAUCACCACAGACAUGCUGACGCGUCUGUCAGACCUGCUGAAGCACUUCAACUCGCGCUGCUGCCAGUUGGUUCUGGGAGCCGGAGCUCUGCAGGUCGUCGGUCUGAAGACUAUCACAACCAGAAACCUGGCUUUAGCCUCCCGCUGCCUGCAGCUGGUGGUUCACUACAUUCCCAUCAUCAGAGCCCACUUUGAGACCAAACUGCAGCCCAAACAGUUCAGCGUCCUCAGACACUUCGACCACAUCACCAAGGACUAUAACGAUCACAUUGCAGAGAUCUCUGCCAAGCUGGUGGCCAUCAUGGACAGUCUGUUUGAGAGGGUUUUAUCCAGGUACGAGGUGAAGGCUCCAAUGCCGUCAACCUGCUUUAGGAACGUUUGCAAGCAGAUGGCGAAGAUGCACGAAGCCAUUUUUGAGCUUCUGCCGGAAGAACAAACGCAGAUGUUGUUCCUGAGGAUCAACGCCAGUUUCAAAAUGCACCUUAAGAGGCAGCUGGCCAGACUGGGGGUCGUAAAUGACGGCGGACCACAGCACGGGUUGGUGGUGGUGGACGUGGCCUUCUACACCGAGAACAUCCAGGCUCUCCGGAGCCUCGAACGGCUCGACCUGAACAUGGCUGAGAUCUGGGAGCAGAAAAGGUGAUGUGGACAGAGCCCCGAUGGGCAGAAGGACAGACGGGCGCCGUCCGACCGCCAACCGAGGCGGUCCACUGGGGACCAAAAACGCACCUGACUGCGCAGGGCGGAGCUGUAUGCAGAAACGGAGAAGCUUCCAAAAGCUGCUGCUGCCUCCCCAUCUCUGCGUGCAAUCACAGACGAACACUAGUAAAUUAUUUCCAUGGAAUGAUGGUGAUGAGACUUUGGGGUAAUUUAUUUUUCUGUCCUCUUUGAAUCUUUACUGGACGUUUUCCUCAGCAGGCUGCAACAUUGAGGAGAUUUUGGUACAUUUUUAUACUCGAAUUGCAUUUUUGUUCUGGGGUUUACAGCGAUCGGCUUCGUGACGCUGAAGGAGAGUUGUUUCUCUUUUGUGAUGAUCCACAAACGACAGGAAGGUCAUAUUGGGGGUAAUUUUUUAUAUGCUGGAGGGCUGCAGAACACGAGGCACAAAUGCAGCUCUUCACAUAUCUGUUCCAGAUGCACACGUUCUCUUCCAUCCUUUGUUUCGAUGCAGCUACAAAUCAACCGCAUGAUGGAGGUUGGGUCUGCAGCAGCUCCAAAUGUCAGAUUUCUCUCUUAACGGAUGCUGCGGCUUGAAGAAAUUUGCCCCACCCCACCCAAAAAAACAAAACAAAACACAAAUGUUCCUUAUUUUCUCCUUGAUUUGAUUUUGUUUCACAACCAGGAAUUAAAAAAGUUGAAGGAAAAAAUGAAUCAGGAAAAUUCUGCUGAGAAGCAGUUUGAUUCCCACGCAGAUGUGAACCGGACGCGACAGAGGCAUUAACUCCCAUCACUGUCUGCUUCAGAAGUGCCUACUUUGGAUCUGCUGUCAGAGACGUGAGCUCUCCCCACAGUGUGCCUGACUUUCCACUGUGUGUCCGAGUGAAGCCAGUCACUUCAGCGCUGCUGUGAAUAAACCGGAUGAGGGAGAAACC